AUGGCAACGACGGCUUCAGCGGCGUCGUUUACCGGAGUGAGUUUGUGUCCUUCUUCACAUUCAUCUUCUAUCAGGAAUACUUUGUUGCCGCAAAAGUCUCUUAUAAGCUUUUAUGGGAAGCGGAAUUCUUUCAAGUCGCUUGAGUUGAAGAGAAAUUGUGCCCUUUCGAGAGGUUUUCAGAGGAUUUCCACAAGGAACAAACCUUCUUCCUUUGUUGUUAUAUGUGAAACUUCCAGUGGAAGGAUUACACAGCAAGAGUUUACGGACAUGGCAUGGCAAGGAAUUGUAUCUUCUCCAGAUGUGGCGAAAGAGAACAAGCAUCAGAUAGUGGAGACUGAGCAUUUGAUGAAAGCCCUCUUGGAACAAAAGAAUGGCCUUGCUCGCCGUAUCUUUUCCAAGAUUGGGGUUGAUAAUACUCGGCUUCUAGAAGCCACCGACAAAUUUAUCCAACGCCAACCCAAGGUUCUUGGCGAAUCUGCUGGUUCAAUGUUGGGACGUGACUUGGAGGCCCUGAUCCAGCGAGCCAGGGAAUACAAGAAAGAGUAUGGAGAUUCAUUUAUUUCUGUUGAGCAUUUGGUUCUUGGAUUUGCUCAGGAUCAACGAUUUGGGAAGCAAUUAUUUAAGGAUUUCCAAAUAUCACUACAAACUCUGAAAUCUGCAAUAGAAUCCAUAAGGGGACGCCAGUCAGUUAUAGACCAAGAUCCCGAAGGGAAGUAUGAAGCAUUGGAGAAGUAUGGAAAAGACUUGACAGCCAUGGCAAAAGCAGGAAAACUUGACCCAGUUAUUGGAAGGGAUGAUGAAAUCCGUAGAUGCAUCCAGAUUCUCUCCAGGAGAACAAAAAACAAUCCUGUGCUUAUUGGCGAACCAGGUGUGGGGAAAACUGCAAUUUCUGAAGGCCUUGCCCAGAGAAUUGUGGAAGGUGAUGUACCUCAAGCUUUGAUGAACAGGAAGCUAAUAUCCCUUGACAUGGGUUCACUCAUUGCUGGGGCGAAAUAUCGAGGAGAAUUUGAGGAUAGAUUGAAGGCUGUACUUAAGGAAGUGACAGAUUCGGAUGGUCAGAUUAUCCUUUUCAUUGAUGAGAUUCACACAGUGGUUGGUGCUGGUGCCACAAAUGGGGCGAUGGAUGCAGGAAAUCUCUUGAAGCCUAUGCUUGGCAGGGGAGAGUUGCGUUGUAUUGGUGCAACAACACUGGAUGAGUAUCGUAAGUAUAUUGAGAAAGAUCCUGCUUUGGAGCGUCGUUUCCAGCAAGUCUAUGUUGAUCAACCUACAGUAGAAGAUACAAUAUCUAUACUCCGGGGACUGCGUGAAAGAUAUGAGCUGCAUCAUGGAGUCCGUAUUUCUGACGGUGCACUUGUGGAAGCUGCAAUUCUGUCUGAUCGUUACAUCAGUGGAAGAUUUUUACCUGACAAAGCUAUUGAUCUAGUUGAUGAAGCAGCUGCAAAACUGAAAAUGGAAAUUACUUCAAAGCCUACUGCCCUUGAUGAAAUCAAUAGGUCAGUAUUAAAGCUGGAAAUGGAGAGGUUGUCUCUUACAAAUGACACAGAUAAAGCUUCGAAAGAUAGGUUGAGCCGCCUUGAUGCUGAGUUAUCACUGUUAAAAAAGAAACAAGCUGAGCUGACGGAGCAAUGGGAGCACGAGAAGUCUGUCAUGACACGUAUUCAAUCAAUUAAGGAAGAGAUUGACAGGGUAAAUGUUGAGAUUCAGCAGGCUGAGCGAGAGUAUGAUCUAAAUCGUGCUGCUGAAUUGAAGUACGGGAGCCUGAACUCUUUGCAACGCCAACUUGAAAGUGCUGAAAAGGAGUUGGAUGAGUACAUGAAGUCAGGAAAGUCCAUGCUGAGAGAAGAAGUUACAGGUGAUGACAUUGCUGAAAUUGUUAGUAAGUGGACUGGCAUCCCUGUUUCCAAGCUUAAACAAUCUGAGAGGGAGAAGCUAUUACAUUUGGAAGAUGAGCUGCAUAAACGUGUUGUGGGUCAGGACCCUGCAGUGAAAGCAGUAGCUGAGGCCAUUCAGCGAUCUCGUGCUGGUCUCUCAGAUCCUCGCCGUCCAAUUGCUAGUUUCAUGUUCAUGGGUCCCACUGGUGUUGGGAAAACAGAACUAGCUAAAGCCCUAGCUUCCUACAUGUUCAACACUGAAGAAGCCCUUGUACGAAUUGAUAUGAGCGAGUACAUGGAAAAGCAUGCGGUUUCACGAUUAGUAGGUGCCCCACCUGGUUAUGUAGGGUACGAGGAAGGGGGGCAAUUGACAGAGACAGUUCGCAGGAGGCCAUAUGCAGUGAUUCUUUUUGAUGAGAUAGAAAAAGCUCAUUCUGAUGUGUUUAAUAUCUUCCUUCAGAUUUUGGAUGAUGGUAGGGUGACUGAUUCACAAGGUCGCACUGUCAGUUUCACAAAUACUGUCAUCAUUAUGACUUCAAAUGUGGGUUCACAGUAUAUACUCGACACUGAUGAUGACUUGCCAAAGGAGGUAGCUUAUGAAACUAUUAAGGGGAGGGUAAUGGAUGCUGCUAGGUCAGUCUUUCGGCCUGAGUUCAUGAACAGGGUUGAUGAGUACAUAGUUUUCCAGCCUCUGGAUCGGGACCAGAUAAACAGUAUUGUCAGGUUACAGCUUGGACGCGUCCAGCAAAGGCUUGCAGACCGGAAGAUUAAAGUAUUGGUUACCGGUGCAGCUGUAGAGCUUCUAGGGACUCUUGGGUACGAUCCCAACUAUGGUGCUAGGCCAGUCAAAAGGGUGAUUCAGCAGUAUGUGGAAAAUGAACUUGCGAAGGGUAUCUUGAGAGGGGAAUUUAAAGAUGAGGAUUCUAUCUCAGUAGACACAGAGGUUACAGCAUUUGCUAAUGGUCAGCUCCCCCAGCAAAAGCUAGUUUUCAAGCGUCUUGAAACUAGUGAAGAUAAAGCAGCUGCAGAAAGUUUAGCUUUUUCAGAGAGACUCUGA
Messenger RNA from Dovyalis caffra, 2928 nucleotides. The record is from the annotation of a GenBank genome assembly. NCBI's taxonomy places the organism in Eukaryota, Viridiplantae, Streptophyta, Magnoliopsida, Malpighiales, Salicaceae.